GCAUGGCGUGCGGUUGUGUCAACCCAUUGCCAAUCGCCGCGGUAUCCUACGGGCGAACGUAAAAUUAUUUUGCAAGCUAAAAAUGGAGUUGCGAGUGCUAUAUGAAUAAUUACCUUUUAAACAAUCGAACUGCACUACAAUAACGUGCAUUUGUGUUUGUUUUGUACAAAGUUUAUUUCGGUCGCAUUUAUGAUUCGCGUAUGUGCAUUUCGUUAAUAAUUUGUACAUUGGAUAUUUAAGCUUCUUUUCAAUACCCCAUCGGUCCAAUACAGUGACUUAACACCCGAUAUCAAUACCAUAUCCUUCGAUGUAAAUAUAUUUUGUAAAGAUUUUGCGUAGAACCCGCGUGAGCACCAAAGUUUUGGAACUUAACGCUUAGUGUUAGUGUUUGUGUAUAAAUGUAAUUAAACAUAUCUACGUAGAACUAUAGAACAAACUAGUCCAGUGAAGUUUACUUACACAACGAACCUAAUUGAUAUCGAUUUUUCACUAUACAAGAUAAUUUAACAAAAUGUCGGUGCCAACAACAGACAGUACCGAAGCCAUCACAAACUCAGGGUAUGGGAGCAGCGAUGAAACAGCCAGCCUCCUCGUCUCUGGACCUUCUGUGACGGUCAUAGUCCCCACAGAAAACAGGACCGUGAAACCAGUCCUGCAAAGGCAAGACUGCACUACCCAUUUGAGACCACAACUCUCAGGCGGCCCUGGAAGCGAAGAAAGUGCUACUUCCAUUCGCAUGGAAGAGGGCGCUGCGAGGAGUGUCCCUGACAUAGAACUACAAUGUCGAGACCAGCCCGCCGACCGACCCCAGACAUUAGUUUCGCCGGUCACAACCUGCUCUCACCGAGGCUCCGUCACCGCCUGCCAAUUAGUUCCACACACGUACUCGAGAUGUCGCGUUUGCGAACGGAGGCAAUCAACGGCGCCAAUGUCGGCGCUGCAACUAGCGCGCUCUGUGUCGAGGGAGAGUGUACGAUCCGCUUUACACUACCCUUGCGGGUGCAGCUCACUCCACGCUGUCAGCACGUGCCCUGUCAUACAACCUCCAGCCUUAUUGCUACCUACCACAAGUACGAGAAUCAUCCGGCAAAGUUCGCAGCCGGAGUCGAGCGCAUGCGCGGCGCACUGUCCUCAUCACGCCCACCAUCACCCUAGCGCCUCACUGCGACAAUUACGGGAACCAGGGGACGGAAUAGCCGGCAUCGCAGCGGAUUCGUUACGUAUCAACGGUGGCAUGCGACCCUUCAAACAGCUGCGAAAGCCGGUGUCGACGCUUUCGAUCCCGGGUGCGAUGAAGGCUUACUCCGGCGGCGGGAGGGACGCGGGUGGCGAGGAGGCGGGCGUAGCUCUCGUCGGGGUCCACAGCGAGUACCCGCGCUUCGGAGAAGAGAGAGCGCUCGGCGGCGGCACAUACAAAGGCGGGGGCACAGCUAAGCACAAACCCAAUAUAGGAUAUAGGUUAGGUAGAAGAAAGGCGUUAUUUGAAAAGAGGAAACGAAUAAGUGACUACGCUUUAGUGAUGGGAAUGUUUGGUAUUAUAAUUAUGGUUGUAGAAAAUGAACUUUCCAGUGCUGGUGUAUAUACUAAGGCAUCAAUAUAUUCUCAGGCGUUAAAGACGCUAAUAUCAAUGUCGACUGUGAUUUUACUUGGCCUAAUCGUCGCGUAUCAUGCUUUAGAAGUACAGUUAUUUAUGAUAGACAACUGCGCUGACGACUGGCGGAUAGCGAUGACGUGGCAGAGGAUAGCCCAGAUCGGGCUGGAGCUCGCCAUUUGCGCCGUCCACCCGAUCCCAGGACAAUACACCUUCACUUGGACCACUAAGCUGGCAAACAAGGGUGGUGUUAUAGGCGUCGAAGUUGUGCCGUACGACGUUACUUUGUCGCUGCCUAUGUUCUUCAGGCUCUAUCUUAUAUGCAGGGUCAUGUUACUUCACAGCAAGUUGUUCACCGACGCGUCUUCAAGGAGUAUAGGUGCUCUGAACAGGAUAAAUUUUAACACAAGAUUUGUCUUGAAGACUCUAAUGACAAUUUGCCCCGGUACUGUUUUAUUAGUAUUUAUGGUAUCUCUUUGGAUCAUCGCGAGCUGGACGCUGCGGCAGUGCGAGAGGUUUCACGACGAAGAACAUGCUAAUCUACUGAAUGCGAUGUGGCUUAUUGCCAUUACGUUUCUCUCCGUUGGUUUUGGUGACAUAGUACCGAACACUUAUUGCGGCAGAGGUAUCGCCGUUAGCACCGGCAUAAUGGGGGCGGGAUGUACUGCAUUAUUAGUGACGGUUGCUUCGAGAAAGUUAGAGUUAACUAGAGCGGAGAAACAUGUGCAUAACUUCAUGAUGGAAACGCAACUAACUAAAAAGCUGAAAAAUGCUGCGGCCAACGUGCUCCGAGAGACUUGGUUAAUAUACAAACAUACGAGGCUCGUAAAAAGAGUGCAUCCAGGUCGGGUCAGGACACAUCAAAGAAAAUUUUUGUUAGCUAUUUAUGCAUUACGAAAAGUUAAAAUGGAUCAAAGAAAACUAAUGGACAAUGCCAACACAAUAACAGACAUGGCAAAGGACCCCUUCCUUUUACAGACGCAGAAUACCGUCUACGAAAUAGUCUCGGAUAUGAGCACGAGGCAAGAUACCAUAGAAGAGAGGCUGACUAGUUUAGAAGAAAAACUAACUUCAUUACAAGAGCAGGUAAACAAUUUACCUGACGUAAUGGCUCGGUGUCUCCAACAAUGUUGGGAGCGAGCCGAGCAGAGAAGGAAUUUCCUUCACCCCGACACAGCCGCCGUGCCUACACCACCUUCAUCUACUAUUACUCCCUAUGCCAGAACCAUGGCAUCAGCAUCCCACCCCUGGCCUCCAAGUCCAGUAUUACAACCUGCAGGCAGGACGCAUUCGGCCCCGGAGAGCACGACAGCGCGCUCGCCGACGCCAGUGCAGCAGCAACCCACCAGCCCCGCGCCCCACGCGUCUCGACCUCCCCUACCCAGCUGAGUACCGCCUUCCAACUCCGAACUCCUGUGCUGAACUCGACGAAACUCGGCGCCCGUCCUCUGACCCCCCUUUUAUCACGACUACGCCCCAGUGAGGUUACCGGGAAAAUUAUUUUACACUGAGAACCACAAAUUUGACAAUACUAAUAUUAAUGUCACGAUUGCCAAAUAUUAUUGCACUCUAUAGAUAAAGUAACGUUAGAGUAAUGAAAUAGCUAAUAGUAAUUAAAGGCAGGACUAAUAUUGUCGAAAUAGUAAAUUCUUGAAUCGUUUUCAAAUUGUCUUUAGAAUUAUUGUAGAAUUUUGCAACGUGAAAUUUUACGAAUUUCUAUAUAGGAAAAAUAUUUUAUUGUGUUAAAAGCACUAUUUGUUGACGUUAUCUAUUUUUUUAUUAUUUUAACCGUAUGAGUACACAAUAAAAUACAAAUUGAAUUAAUAAUAAGUAUAAUACUUGCACUAGAUAUUUUGGUUCUUAAGAAUUAUUUUGUUAAAUGUAAAAUUUAAAUUAAACGAGAAGUAAAAUGAUUUUUCCGGUGGACCGAUGGACCACGCCGCGGUGCGAGAAAAAGGUCAGCCGUAGUUUUCUUCGCUGUUCCCCAGUUUCGGAUGUGCCAGACUGUUCUUUAGUGUUAUUGUUUAGAUAGUGAAUGAAACGUGGUGGAAAGGACUUGCUGUUGUGAUUAUACAAAAUGCUUUAUCGAUAGACGCUUUAGCUAAUACGUUAGAUGAUAUUUUGAAUACAUUAUGAACAUUAGCCUAGGAGACUAGUGACGUCACGUCUGUUCACGUUUUAUCCGAUGUUCAAAGAACCAAGUUACACUGUUUCAUAGGUUGAAUGUGUUUUUAAGCUUUGUGAAUACCACUGACAGUUGUAAUUUUAGUACGUUGAGAAAUCUUAUGGAAAAUCCGAAAUUAGUUUAUGUAAUUAUUAGGUUUCACAGAUUUCUCGAUGUAUCUAGAAUAGUCAAAUAUUGUGAAUUAAAAUUUUGUAAAUCCAAAAUAUUACAUACGCAUAAGUUUGAAUUUACGAUUAUAAUUAGAUGAAUUCUGACUGUGUUUGUAUAGUAUAUACAGCAUAACAGAUAUCAAUGUAUAGAUUGGUUUCAGUUCCUUGUAUUAGUUUUGCCAGUAUACCUAUAGUUAGCGACGCCACGAUAUGGAAAAUUAUAUCACUUGCCAGACUUAGAUUUAGAGAAUGGACUAUACAAUAUACUCCAUCGAAGAUAGACCUUUGUGGAUGUUAAACAUUCAAGUUUUUGAAAAUAUUUCAAAAUGUUUGAAGUUUCGCAUGAUCACAUUUACUUAUAAUAAAUCUGUAUACACAAUUUAUUUAGAUAAUAGGUAAAUUGAAUUGUUACUACCUGCCUAUUGACAUGUAGAUUGUAAACGGUUUUUCUAAGAAUAGAGUUAACGAAAGCUUUGUAUAAGACAUUAAGAUUGAUGGCUGUCUAAAUAGUGCCUAAAACACUACGAAAUUUCGAUAAUUCAGUUUUAAUAUCUUUAAUAACUUAUGAAUAUGUAAAUAGGUAAAUAAAAAAAUAAUGAGAGUAUAAUAUUUAGUGUAUAUCGGAUUUUUUAGCUGUAAAAAUACGUGUAAUGGGAACAAUUUGUUUGUACAUUUUGUUUUACACAGCUCCAUGUAAAUAAGUACCUUACCUUGUGGUACCGUCUUCACGUGUAAAGUUAAAAUUGUAACUGAGGACAUUUAUUACAAUAACUGUAGUAAUCACUGAGUUUGUAAACUAUAUGUUGUUUGUACAUUAUAUUAUUAGUGACUUUUGUUACAUGAAAUUGAGUAAAAUAUAUAUAGUAAUAUUUAUGUAAAAUUGAUUCGAUUAGGAAUUGUAUGUUGGGCCACUGAUUUCAAUUCACAUUUUAUUUUAAAGGUUUUGUAGUAUCACUUUAAUAUCUAAAGCGGUACAUAAUAAUAAAUCGUAAUAAACAGUUUUCGUUCGCUAUAUUUGAGUAUUUAACAAAUAAUGUGAUUAGCUUUUAAACAUAAUUACUAUUUUGUGUAUUUCUCUCAACAAAUUAAAAUAUAAAUUAAAGAAUAACCUCUACUAAAACACUUGAAGUGACCGAAUUAUAACCAUAGAUUUCUUUACGAUUGAAAUAAUUAAGGUUGAAAUAAGAAGUAUAAUGUUAAAAAUUCAUGUUGACAUAUUUUUAAAUAUCUCGGAGGUAAUUUUAAUAAAAGCCGAAAUAAUUUUAAUUAUUUUAUUUCUCAUUUAGAAUGUUUCCAGUUGGUUUGACAGUGAAUUGAUUUCAGUACCAAAUUAUAUAAAAUUUAUUUUUUCACUAAUUGUUAGGCAUCAAGUAGAUAGGUAUUAAAUAAUCCUAUUACCUAAUUGUUCGUAAUAUUAUACAAAACACCAAUUAGAAUAUAUUAGAAUACAAGCGAUAGCGUAGUGUUUAAUAAUUCUUGCAUUUACCCUUAUCCUACAUAUUAAAAAAAAUUCCUAACAUUUUUCAUAAUCAGUGUUUUAAAAUUUCUAUAUUUCCCUAGUGUUUGUAACUACCUCGAAAUUUAUACAUUCAUAAAUAUCAGGUUAUCAAUAUUAAAAUCAACUGCCACUGGAUUUCAAUCAUCAAUUAAUUAAUUUAAUUAAUACAAUUCCUUUUGUUUUUAUUUAUAUUGAUAUUCGACAACCUAUAUACAUUGUUUCAUAAUAUGAAUACGCACAAUGAACUUCGUUUCAAAUGUGGCAAUGUAGUACAGCUAGGCAAUUGUUUGGUUCAUAUUAUAGACUCCUAAAUGGUCACCAUUAAAUAUUUAGUCACUAAGUUUAAUUAAUUGCUUUUAGACCGUUUCAUAGGUGGCUUACAGAAUUAACUAAAGUUGAAUCAAACCUUAUAGUAGAAUGGAAGUAUUUUGGCGCCUAGGCAAUUUUCUAAUAACCUACGAGCCAUAGGUAGGGAGGUACGUAGGUAUAUAGCAUAAAAAAAACAAAACUGAUUUGAGUUUUAUGUAAAUAAGGUAUUGCCUACAAUUUUACAAUGUAUACACGUAGGCAUCUUGUGUAAUAUUUUGUAUUUUAAAUUAUGACCGAAUAUUGCCUAAGCACCAAUUUAGUUUUAAUCUAUUAAACAUCUUUGCAAGGAACUCUCAUUUUUAUCUACAUUUUAAAGUAAAAACUAUUUAUUUAUAAUAAGAAUUGACCAAAAACGUUGUUUAAGAUUGAUAAACGUAUAACAUGUAAAUAUUAAGCGAUAAAAUCAUUAAGACAUUAUGUAUAAAGUAAUUAUGUAAAUAAACAGUUGUAUUUGCGAAUUUUAAUGUAAAUAAUUAAUUAAAUGAAAGAUACAGUUCCAGUAAAGCUAUUUUAAAUUACGUUCAAUUGUAAUAAUAACAAACUAUAAUGUUGUAUGCCAACGGUAUGUUCUAAGCGGUGCGUAAACAGAUGGAUAUGAAACAUUUGUGAUCAUUGUUGACGAAAUGAAAGUGUAACUUCGAUUAUAUGAGCUGUAGUAUUUUUUAAACUGAA
This is a messenger RNA of Manduca sexta (tobacco hornworm), 6464 nucleotides long. It is a transcript of the gene SK, whose product is annotated as small conductance calcium-activated potassium channel protein. Gene Ontology annotation, molecular function: calmodulin binding; small conductance calcium-activated potassium channel activity. The transcript has 15 exons. Gene Ontology annotation, biological process: potassium ion transmembrane transport. The record is from RefSeq and is a predicted model, not a curated record. Lineage: Eukaryota; Metazoa; Arthropoda; Insecta; Lepidoptera; Sphingidae. Gene Ontology annotation, cellular component: neuronal cell body; neuron projection; plasma membrane. The coding region runs from base 512 to 2980 and encodes 822 amino acids.